Molecule: messenger RNA, 630 nt
Organism: Exophiala aquamarina CBS 119918
Lineage: Eukaryota; Fungi; Ascomycota; Eurotiomycetes; Chaetothyriales; Herpotrichiellaceae
Exons: 1
Biological process (GO): DNA-templated transcription
Molecular function (GO): DNA binding; zinc ion binding
Source: RefSeq, a predicted model, not a curated record
UACUUCGAGCGGGUCUAUCCGUAUACCCCAGUUCUGGACAGUGUCAGUUUCGUGCGUCGCUAUACCGCGGGAACAUACUCCACCUUCAUUUGUCAGUGCACCCUGACGAGUGUUGCGCCUUACAUGUCAUCAUCACUCCUUGCGGAAAGCGGGUAUCCUGAUAGAUACACUGCUCAGAGGUCUUUCUUCGCAAAAGCUCAAUUACUGUACGACUUGGGAGGUGAGCAGUCGCAACUGGUUCUUCUGCAAGGAUCAUUGAUUUUGACUUCAUCAUAUUUUUCGUUCGGGUUGGACAAGGAUUGUAGGUACUGGCUCAACAACGCAGUACGUUUAGCCACUCAACUCGGACUGCAUCGAAAACAAAUGGCGAGACAAUUAGAUAUGGAAACACAGAAGCUAUUCACACGCAUAUUUUGGGUCAUGUUCAACAAGGAUGUGCUGAUGGCUAUCUCUGGGCGCAACAAUGUUCGCGGACUGAAUGAUAGACAUUGCGAUGUUCUCGAAUUGGAAGUGGAGGAUUGCACGGAAGAGGACGAGGCUCACACCCAAGACUCUGGUGCUGAAUACCCCUGUACUCUGUCCCCCGUACAAGUGCUAUACCUUAUUCACAACACAAAGCUCUCCCAUAUA